Messenger RNA from Entelurus aequoreus (snake pipefish), 2910 nucleotides. Its product is annotated as glutamate receptor ionotropic, NMDA 2C-like. Lineage: Eukaryota; Metazoa; Chordata; Actinopteri; Syngnathiformes; Syngnathidae. Gene Ontology annotation, molecular function: transmitter-gated monoatomic ion channel activity involved in regulation of postsynaptic membrane potential; NMDA glutamate receptor activity. Gene Ontology annotation, cellular component: postsynaptic density membrane; NMDA selective glutamate receptor complex; postsynaptic membrane. The record is from RefSeq and is a predicted model, not a curated record. Gene Ontology annotation, biological process: monoatomic ion transport; excitatory postsynaptic potential; long-term synaptic potentiation.
AUGGCCACACCCCGGGCACAUCCUCCGUGGCCCUUCCUGCUCCUCCUGGUCUUCCUGGGUCCCCUCCACGCCCGGCCCCUCCUCCAGCACUCCUCCAUCAACGUGGCGGUGGUGUUCAGCGGCUCCGGCUACCAGAGCGAGGUCCGAGGGCGGCUGAGCGGCGAGAACUUCGUGGACCUGCCGGUGGUGGUGAGCCCCGUGACGGUGCUGGUGAACGACACCAACCCCCGGGACCUGCUGACGCGCCUCUGCCACGCCAUGGCCACGGAGAAGCUGCACGGCGUGGUGUUUGAGGACGACGUGGGGUCGGGCGCCGGCGCGCAGGUGGCCGAGGUGGCGCAGAUCCUGGACUUCCUGUCCACCCAGACCGCUCUGCCAAUCGUGGGCAUCAGCGGCGGCUCGGCGGUGGUCAUUCCGUACAAGACGGAGGGGUCGUCCUUCCUGCAGAUGGGCGCGUCCCUGGAGCAGCAGGUCCUCUGCAUGUUUAAGCUGAUGGAAGAAUACGACUGGGGUGAGUUCGCCGUCAUCACCAGCUUGCUUCCAGGAUACGACACCUUUGUGGACAUGGUGGAGUCCUACACGGACACUUCCUACUUCCUGUGGCACCUGCAGGACGUCCUGUCCAUGGAAAUGUCCGUCGGCGCAAACGACGCCAGAACCAGGCGCAUUCUGCAGCAGGUGGACUCCCAGGUCCUGCUGGUCUACUGCUCCUUCGAGGAGGCCCACUUCCUGUUCCACCAGGCGACCGAGGUGGGCCUGGUGGGGCCGGGCUACAUCUGGAUCCUCCCCAGCCUGGCCGUGGGCAACCCCGAGAUCCCGCCGCCCGCCAGCUUCCCCGUGGGCGUGAUCGGCGUCAUCACCGAGCAGUGGAGGAAGAGCCUGCGGCAGCGAGUCAGGGAGGGCGUGGCCAUCGUCGCCAAGGGCGCCGAGAGCUUCAAGAAGCAGCGGGGCUUCAUCCCCGAGGGACACGGCGACUGCAGCAAGCCCGCUAAACACUCCGCCAACAAUACUCUCUUCAGACACAUGCUGAACGUGACGUGGGAGAGGAGAGACCUGUCCUUCAACAGCCAAGGCUUCCUGUCCAACCCUUCUAUGGUUAUCAUCGCCCUGGACCGAGAGCGAGUGUGGGACAAGGUGGGCACCUACUCUCGGGACAUCCUGCAGGUGCGCUACCCCGUCUGGCCUCGCUACGGCAACUUCCUGGAACAUGUGACUGAUGACCGCCACCUGACUGUGGCUACGCUGGAGGAACAUCCCUUUGUCAUCGUGGAGAAUGUAGACCCUGGUACUGGAACCUGUGUCCGCAACACUGUGCCUUGUAGGCGCCAGUCCAACCACACCGAGAGAAUCAUCGGACACUCCGAGUCGUACACCAAGCUGUGCUGCAAGGGCUUCUGCAUCGACAUCCUGAAGAAACUGUCUCGCACCAUCAAGUUCUCCUACGACCUCUACCUGGUCACCAACGGGAAGCACGGCAAGCUCGUCCGCGGCACUUGGAACGGAAUGAUUGGAGAGGUGUUCUACAGACGUGCCGACAUGGCCAUCGGCUCCCUCACCAUCAACGAGGAGCGCUCGGAGAUCAUCGACUUCUCCGUGCCGUUUGUGGAGACGGGCAUCAGCGUCAUGGUGGCGCGCAGCAACGGCACCGUCUCCCCGUCCGCCUUCCUCGAACCCUACAGUCCGGCCGUGUGGGUCAUGAUGUUCGUGAUGUGCCUGACGGUGGUGGCCGUGACGGUGUUCGUGUUCGAGUACUUCAGUCCGGUCGGCUACAACCGCAGCCUGGUGAGCGCCAAAGCCCCGGGCGGCCCCACCUUCACCAUCGGCAAGUCGGUGUGGCUGCUGUGGGGCAUCGUCUUCAACAACUCGGUGCCCAUCGAGAACCAGGGCACCACCAGCAAGAUCAUGGUGCUGAUCUGGGCCUUCUUCGCCGUCAUCUUCCUGGCCUCCUACACCGCCAACCUGGCCGCCUUCAUGAUCCAGGAGCAGUACAUCGACACGGUCUCGGGGCUCUCGGACAAGAAGUUCCAGAAGCCGCACGAGCAUUACCCUCCUUUCCGCUUCGGGACGGUCCCGAACGGCAGCACGGAGAGGAACAUCCGCAGCAACUACCCCGACAUGCACAUGCACAUGACCAAGUACAACCAGAAGGGGGUGGAGGAGGCGCUCAACAGCCUCAAGACCGGGAAGCUGGACGCCUUCAUCUACGACGCGGCCGUGCUGAACUACAUGGCGGGCAAAGACGAGGGCUGCAAGCUGGUGACCAUCGGCAGCGGCAAAGUCUUCGCCACCACGGGCUACGGCAUCGCCCUGCAGAAGAGCUCGCGCUGGAAGAGGCUCAUCGACCUGGCGCUGUUACAGUUCCUCGGAGACGGAGACACUCAGCGCCUGGAGACGGUGUGGCUGUCGGGCAUCUGCCAGAACGAGAAGAACGAGGUGAUGAGCAGCAAGCUGGACAUCGACAACAUGGCGGGCGUCUUCUACAUGCUGCUGGUGGCCAUGGGCCUCAGCCUGCUGGUGUUCGCCUGGGAGCACCUGCUCUACUGGAAGCUGCGCCACUCGCUGCGCAAGUCGCGCAAGCUCGACUACAUGUUGGCCGUCAGCAGGGCCAGACUCAAGAUAAGAGACAAGGAGAAUGUGUUUGAAGUGAGAGAAGUGAGGGCGGGGGUAGAUAUUGAAGAGGAGAUCUACCCGGCAUGCAACGCGGCGUCAUACAACAUAGCCAUCUUGUCAAGAGUGACCGAGGCGGGGAGGCGGGAGACUAGCAGGCCCGCUCCGGACUUUGGAGAGAACUCCGGGUCGCCGUUUGUGUCACUCCGGAGUCGCAUUUACCAGCGGCGUGUCGUCAAAUCGCACCCGGAGACCCGAGCGACUGCAAAGGGGAUGGCGCAGAUCCACCUCGUCUACAGUUAA